CAACAAAAAAAUAAUACUUAUGCAUUUAGAAAAGUACAAGGGAUAAGACAUGGCUCGUGAGCGAUGGAGUGGCAGCAAGUCUCCGGGGCGCUCUCGAGCCCGAUCGCGCUCCCGCUCUCGAUCGAAGGAGCGAUCGACCAGCCGCUCCGAUCACCAACGAGGGCGCCGCCGCUCACGCUCACCUCGAAGUCGAAGCUACAGACGAAAGCACGAACGCCGCGCCUCCGUCACUUCGUCGUCCGACUCUUCAUCGUCUCGCAGCAGGAGCAGAUCCUCGGACUCGAGUGCCAGGAGCAGGAAGGAGAGGAAGAAAUCAAAUCACUCGAAAAAGAAGAGGAAACACGGAAGCUCUGGGGACAAAAAACGCAAACGAAAGUCUUCCGAGUCCAAAAAGAGAAAGAAAAAGCAUAAAAAGAGUCACAGUAGACACGAACGCGACGACAGCUCGUCCUCGUCCUCUUCGUCAUCGGACUCGGACACCGUUCGCAGUGCCAUUUCAGGCAAGAAAAUCAAGCGGAAGCUGGAUCGGUCGACCACAGACUUGCAGAACCAAAAGAGUCGCCAACAGUUGCUGCAGUUCUACAACGGCAUGUUUGACUAGUCAGUUUGGAUCUAUCGCAAAGACAAGCAGGACCUAAAGACAGGUUAUCCAGACAAAUGUACUCGUUCAUUGAAACGGCGUUGAGUCCAUAGGUCAGAACUUUGUCCUGAAUGUCCUUGCGGUCGAUGGGGCAUGUUGUCAUUCGCACAGCACAAGAAGCGCAAAGAACUUGGUGUCGACAGGCCAGCAGAACCACCGAUACCGGCU
Molecule: messenger RNA, 808 nt
Organism: Phytophthora nicotianae INRA-310
Lineage: Eukaryota; Oomycota; Peronosporomycetes; Peronosporales; Peronosporaceae
Exons: 4
Coding region: 50-601 (183 amino acids)
Source: RefSeq, a predicted model, not a curated record